GCCGGCCCCGCGGCCGGCCUCAGCCUGGCCACGCUCCGGGCAGGGCCGGCGCGGGCAGUGCCAGGCGGCCGUCACUCCUGCCUGCUGGCGUCCCCCGAGGUGCCUGCAGUAUGCUCCGAGGCCCCGCUCUGGCCUCCUGGCUACCCGGUGCGGAGGGUGCACCCACUGGCGGCCUGCCCUCCAUCCCUACCACGUGACCGCAGGCCCCUGCCCGCCCGGCUGCGGGAGGACGGCCAGUUUGUCUGCGCGUUUUGCGCUGCUGUGCCCACGCGGGCACCCAAGAGCGGGCGCCACUGCCAGUGAUGAGUGGCCGCGUCCCGCUGGCAGAGCGAGCCCUGUCUGAAGGCCACGCCAGGCUCCGCUACAGGGACACCUCCCUGAUCAUCUGGCAGCAGCAGCAGCGGAAGCUGGAGUCUGUGCCGCGGGGGACCUACCUGAGCCGCAGCCGGAGCAUGUGGUACUCACAGUACGGCAACGAGGCCAUCCUUGUCCGCGACAGAAACAAGCUGAACGUCUCCCGGGACACAGGCCAGUCCAAAUUCUGCACAAUAAUGUGACUGCGGUGGGCGAGCUGGGCCUGCCGUGAGGGAAAGGCCACGUCUCCUUCAGCUUCAAGUCUUGUGGAUGCAGGGGCCUUGCGGGGAGGACAAGCAGUCCUCUGAAGAGUGGCCAUGAAGGACCCAGGUGUGGGGUGAGGACCCCAGGAUCCCAGACGGGGCUCCCCGCCCUUCCACAGCAUCUGUGCACCUGCUUCAAACCCUGGGCCCACCCCGACCCUCCAGGUGCCGGCGGGCAUGCCCAGGGCACGAGGACUGGCCGCUGAUGUCAAUCAAGCAAGACUGACAGUCCGGCUGCUAAGCGUUCCAUCGUUUUGGGCACUGACUGCAACCUGGGAAGGGCCAGCCUAGCAGGUGAAGGGCCACAGCAGCUUGAGCGGGGUGGCAGUGGUCAGUUUGCCACACCAUCGGGGCUAAUGCAGCAUGGGUACCCCCAUUCUAGUUUCCAGAUACUGAGGCUGUAGCCAUGUGCAUCCAGAAGACAUGGAGGAAACCAGAACUAUUCAAGAGUCAUGUCACCUGCCUGUGGUGAUUCUCCACUAGUCUUUGGGGUCGCUCUGGGCUCCCUGCCUGCAGCAGCCCCCCUUACCUUGGUGGGCAGUGGGGGACCGUGUCCGGGCCCACCUGGGUGGGCAUGUUGCCCUCGUAAGUAGAUCUGCCAAUGCGGAGGGAAAGCGGGCUUGCCUUUUCUCAAUAAACAUCCCUAGGGGCUCUCCUCCCUCGCGCUAGCUGCAUGUUUGUUCUAGCAUCGUAGCUUGGCUUCAGUUUGUUUUUUAAUAACCAUGGUACCUAAUGAUUCCUAAGACCCCACACAGAAAUGCACAAAGCACAGCAGAAGGCUCUCCCACCACGGUGGCCCCCACCCCCAGGCACAGCCCGCAGACUUCUGACCCCCCCAUACCCAAAUCCUGCUCCCGCCUCUGCCUCUUGCUCAGCUGUUCAGCCUGGAGUGUGCCCUGGUACCUUCCUGCUGCCCAGCAGCCCCGGGGGCGUGCAUACCUGUCCUGCGCGGAUGUACGCGAUGUCCCGUCCAAGUUCUUUAGUGACCAGUGCUUGGGUCAGACUGCCGGCACCACCAGUGGCAAAUGCCCAGUGGGACGCGUGGGGUUAGGAGGGCCCGGAGCUCUCGCUGCAGGCGCCUCUGCUGCUGGCACUGCUGUGGUCAGCUGUCCUGAAGCACUUGUGCGGUUGGGGAGACGCUGAGCCCAGGCCUCGAGUCUGCGGGAGCACUACGCUGGAGUCACCACCAUAGCUUUUGCCCUCUUCCUGGCGGUUCUCCAGUCCAGUGGUGCUUGGGAAGAGCGCACAGUGCACCUUAACCACAGGUGGAGGCGGGGUAGCCCCAUGCUGAGGCAGACGGCACUGUGAGGCGAGUCUGCAAGUGACAGUCAUGUGCAUGGCAGCUGCCCGGGACAGCUGGCACCGGGCUGGGAGCUGGGGACACCAGUGGACUGGCCUGUCCCGUCAUCAGGGCUGAGGACCUGGAGGAGCGGUCGGGGGGUGCCCACACGGGGGGAUGGGAUGCCGUCCGCUCUGGACGUGGGCCUGCCGAGACCCUGGUCUGGAAAGCUCUGGUUUGAAGGCAAUUGGCAUGAGAACAUGUCAUCUCGGGCCUCGCGCUCUCCUCCGAAGCCCAUGCUGGCCGGUACCGAGGGGUGGGGAGCCCGGGCGCGGGACCCCCCUGGCGUGGCUGUCCUGGUGGGUGGCUGAGGCCCGAUGGAAACCACCCUGCACAGGCAGGCACAGGGCAGGGCUCAGACAGGAUGCCCCAUGGGUGUCUACCUGGCCUGGCGCGGAGCGGCAGCGCCACCUGAGAAGCAUUGUCCGAAAAGGGGCCGGAACUUUCUAAGGCAAAACCCACGUCCCCUAAAAUCCCGGCGCCCCCUGCCCGGCUGAGGACCAGGUGCUGGAGGAGCACCUCAGAGGCCCUUCUGGCAGCUUGGCGUGCUGCUGCCCAGCUGGCCAGGCCGGUACUCAGCCCUGGAGCCUCCCCACGCAGCUGAGGCUGGGGCCACAGGCACAGGAAGAGGCACAGACAGGGACCGGGUUGGUUUUUUUUUUUUUUUUCCACUUUUAUUAUGAAAACAAAACAAAUGCCCGGGAGAAGGGCCGCGAUUACCAGAGACAUCGAAGAAUACUUUCUACCAUUUCCAUUCUGUUGUGUUGAGGCCGGCAUUGCAAUAAACAAGCUAAACUACUUCCAUUGGACUCAUUUUCAGUAACUGACAUUUACAGGAAUAUACUAGAAACGGCACUAAAAAGUUUAAGAAAAGUUACGGUAAACUUGCAUGCACAUCAUACAGAAAAUUAACAUUUUAAAUAUAAAAAAGAAAAACUUCCCGGAAGCGUUAGGCCAGCGUGACAGACAGCGGCCCCCACCCCGGUGGAUGGAGCAGACCUUGAUCGGGGUGUUUCCCCCAAACGACAGUGAAAGACAUGAAUGUUGCCCAAGAACCAAACCAAAAUCAAAUGAAAAAAAAACCAGAGUGCGCUGGGCCAGGGCCCCCUCGGCCUCCGGGCCCUGC
Messenger RNA from Talpa occidentalis (Iberian mole), 3082 nucleotides. It is a transcript of the gene BRD3OS, whose product is annotated as BRD3 opposite strand. The record is from RefSeq and is a predicted model, not a curated record. Lineage: Eukaryota; Metazoa; Chordata; Mammalia; Eulipotyphla; Talpidae. The transcript is spliced from 2 exons. The coding region runs from base 303 to 557 and encodes 84 amino acids.